AUGGCGGAUGCAAGAAGGUUUCAAAUAUAUAGGGCAAAAAGAAAGGCAAGGGAGAUAAUUGCAAGGGAUUUGGUAGAGCAAUAUCACAGGAUUAGGGAUUAUGCAGCUACAGUUAUUAGGAAAAAUUCAACCUCACACAUUUUAAUAAUAACUAAUCCUGAAAAGAUAGAGCCUACAUUUGAAAUAAUGUAUUUCAGACUUGGUGCACAGAAAGAUAGAUUUCUAGCAAGGUGUAGACCAAUAAUAGGACUAGAUGGUUGUCAUUUGAAAGAGAUUUUUGGAGGGCAGCUACUCAGUGCUAUUGGGAGAGAUGGAAAUGACAACAUGUAUCCUAUUACAGUGGUUUUGAUUAAGAUAGAAUGUAAAGCCUCUUGGUCUUGGUUUCUUGAGGAAUUGAUGAGUGAUAUUGGGAGUGUUGAGGAGAUGGGGUGGACAUUUAUAUUAGACAUACAGAAGGGGUUGGUUGAAACAUUUGCAGAGUUAUACUCUACUGCAGAUCACAGAUAUUGCCUGAGACAUAUAAAGAAGAUUGAAGAAGCUGAUCCUAAGACUGUAAAUAGGAAGACAGUUGUGAAGUGGUUGAGGGAGACUGACCCUGUUUUGUGGGCAAGGUCACAUUUUUCUCCAAGGAGCAAGUGUGACAUCCUUGUGAACAAUUUGAGUGGGUCAUUCAAUUCUUACAUUUUAGAAGCUAGAGAGCUACCAAUAAUCUCCAUGUUUGAAUGGAUCAUAAGGAAAAUGAUGCAAAUGAUUCAAGUUAAAAAGGCUGGAAUGGCAAAAUACAAUGGUGAGAUUUGUCCCAAUAUUCAUGACAAACUUGAGAAGUUGAAGAUGGAAUCAAGGAACUGCUUUGCAACCUGGUGUGGACAAUUGGAAUUUGAGGUUGAUCAUUUUCAGAUGAGGUACAUAGUGGACCUAAGUACUAGGACAUGCAGUUGCAAGAGAUGGGAUUUGUCUAGUUUGCUUUGGAGUCAUGCCAUCAGUGCCAUUCAAAUCAAUUAUGAGCAGCCAGAAGCCUAUGCGCAUGAGUAUUACUGCGAGUCUAGGUACUUGGAUACUUAUGCAUUCACGAUACACCCAGUUCCAGACAUGCAUGAGUAUGAGGAAAGUGGCCAGAAAUUGAAUCCACCACAAGCAAAGAAAUUAGCAGGCAGACCAAAGAAGUUAAGAAACAAAUAA
Molecule: messenger RNA, 1179 nt
Organism: Camellia sinensis
Lineage: Eukaryota; Viridiplantae; Streptophyta; Magnoliopsida; Ericales; Theaceae
Source: RefSeq, a predicted model, not a curated record